GCUUUAAAAAAAAGUUUUCCUUGCACCGUCACUGCAUGCAGGGUUUCGUUAAAGAAGUAUAGGAGACUGGAAAACUGGCAAAUGCUGUAGUCCACGAAGUCAAAGUAUUAGCAGGAUGAGCUGGAAAAUAUUUUAUUUAUCACGGAAGGUUGAGCCCAGAAAGUUCAGAGACCGCAUCGUUUUCUGCUGCUUGCGACAAGGACAGGCUGCUGCAUGCGUGUCCGGUGUCCACCGACAGUACGCCACAGCACCGCACCGUGUGCAUGUGCCGGUGGGUCUGCUGAAGGUCUGGUUGGGUGUUUCUCUUUAAUUCUGCGGCAUCUCUCUCACUGGAUGCGGGCCUGCUGUUGUGGAGGAGGGCGGGCCGUGAACACAUUGAGCAGAUUUCGGACAGUAAACUAGCUGAUGAGACGUGUACGGAGCGUGGACUUUGGGAUGAUUUCUGCACGCGGCUCGCCUAACUAGGUUUCCACUGAUUGAAUUUAGAGAAUGGCAUGCGGAGCUCCAAGCUGAGCACAGGCCCAGUCUGCUGUCUGGAAACUGACCUCGGGUAAACCCUCAGAGGCUCGGCAGACUUUGGAGAUAUUCUGCAGAGGUAUUGUUGCGCAGAACGGAAACUCUGGCGCAACGUGAAGGGGGAUGAGCUCCCAACCAAGCGAUACGACAGGCGACUGAGUGAAACUGCGCGUAUUUACGGACACACUGGCAGCCACUGCGCCCCUGUGAACCGGUGCAAACAUGAUGUCACUGAUAGAUCUGGACGAUGAUCAGCGAUGGGUGCCCACUCAUGUGAAUGUCACCGUCCUCCGCGCAAGAGGACUGCGAACCAAGGGCAAGCACGGCAGCCGCUACCUCUACACCAUCAUUCAGGUGGGGAAGGAGAAGUACACCACCGGGCUGGUGGAGAAGGCGGAGGUGCCCGAGUGGAACGAGGAAUGCUGCUUCGAGCUGCUCCCUGGGAUCCUGGAGGACGGCGGCCGGAGCGCCUACCCCCCGGGGAGCGGGGACCUGGUCCUCACGGUCAUGCAUCGGGUGCUCAUCGGACUGGACGUGUUUCUCGGUCAAACCAUCAUUCCUCUUGAUAAGAUAUUUCAGGAGGGGAUGUGUCCAAGAGAUGAAUGGUUCAAGCUCAACUCCAAGGCAGGACGAAAGGAGAAGGAACGCGGUGAACUUCAGGUGACAGUCCAGUUCACCCGCAACAACAUGACAGCCAGUAUGUUCGACCUCACCAUGAAGGACAAACCUCGCUCUGCUUUCGGCAAGCUCAAGGAUCGCGUCACAGGGAGGAAGAGGGGGGAUGUGGAGUCUUCCUCAGCCAUCGUGCCAGGCCGCUACGCCGCCCUGUCCGGGUCCCUAGGGCAGCCGUUUGGUGAGGGGGGCGGUGGGGUGGUAGAGUCUCGAGAUGUGGAGAUAGCAGAGGAAAAGAAGAGCAAGAUGAAAGAUUUCUUCAAGGGAAGGCUGCGCAAGUCGUCUGACACCAGGUCGUGCUCGUCGCUGGCCUCAGAGAGUAGUAUGUCUUCCAUGGCCAGUGAUAACCCCGGCCCUCCACCCAAUCUGGACCUGCUGUCAGACCCUCCCAGCUCCCCCAUCUACACAAGCAAAGUGAAAGUGGACACCCACUAUGGAGAGACGGAUUUAGCUAAAAAAGUGCUCACCAGCCAGCACACCACAAAGGUUCUCACACACAAGCGAGCUUUCAGCGAUGAAGCUAGCAAGAUCACAACAGCCUUCCCUCGAACAAAUCUUGCAGUGGAGUCUCUCAAGGGCCAGACCAUGACUCAGUCCAAGUCUUCCCUGUGUAUAAAUGGAAGCCAUGUCUACGACUCUGAGCCAUCGACUCCAAGGAGCUCAGGAGCCCUCCCAUCCAAGCUGGUCCUGCUGGAGAAGUGUUCCCCCCUCUCUCGUUCCCUGCAGAACCUCACCAAGAGAAGCGAGGACAAAGGUUCCUUUACCGAGGGCCGCCGCUGGUCCUUUGACAAGAUGAAGAAAGAGGAAAAGGAUGAAGAAAAGGAAGCUCAGGCAUCGUCUCUUUCAAUUCCGCAAGCUGAGACAGGGGGUUGCCCCAUGCAGGCAGCGAUGCCAAUCGUCUCCGCUGCUGCUGAGUCUCCUGAAAAAGGGAAGAAGCUAAGAAAGACGUUAUUCUCUGGUGGGAGGAGUGAUUCUCUCCCAGCUAAGUCGGACCUGAACCAGGCUGCUUCAGCAUCUGAGGGGAGGCUCAGAGGCUGGUUUGGCUCUGGUGACUCCCAGAACAAGCCGAGGCUGGAAGUUUCUCCUAAGGUAGAAAGCAGCUCAGAUGUACCCCCUCCCCUCCCUCCUCGCUCCCCUAUCCCCCCUCAGUGCUCCUCUCCCCCUGCCUCCCCUUCCAGUCAUGUCUCACCUGAUGACUGCAAUCAGUCCAAUCCCUCUCCCUCCUCGACUCCCAUCUCCCCCUCUAACCCUUUCCUUCCACGUAUGCAGUGCAACCCCUUCUUUGAGGAGCUCAUAGCCGAAGAGUCGCAGAGGUCCCCUCCUUUCGCGCCUUGUUCCCCUUCUGGCUCGUCCCCCUUUCAUUACACCACUUUGCCCUCACAGCCCAACACACCCAGCCCGGCUCACAAUAUUAAUGCUAUAAAUAUGGCUUCCAUAAAACGGGAGCGCCCCAGGCCAGUAGCUAGACAGAUAUCUCUCCCUGCAUUAUUACCGAGAGCAGCUGCAUCUAACUCCCCUAACCACGCAGCCCCUCGCUCCAUGUCAGAGAGUGCAGGAGAGUGGGACGAUUGUUUUGAUGCUUUUGCCUCUAGCAGGCUCAACUCACCUAAAGGGAGUCUUCCUCAGAAACGGCUGAGAACCAGUCCAACUUCAUCUCAUAGACAUAGUAAUCCAGUUAAUAGCAGUACCGGUAAUCAUGCACAAGAGCUGCAAACAUGUGAAGAGCAGCCGCCACCUUUGCCUCCAAGGAGAUUUUUGAGAACUCCAGUGAAUGAGAUUUACUCCGAUGGCUGGCUGCACAGAGGACAAGAACUCGCUGUCCAUAAAGAAGCCUACCUCCUCUCACAGACCGGUGUGGCCUCAUUACAACGUGGAAGAGAGGGCGAAUGCAAAAGAAACAGUAUAUCCCCAGACCCUCACGCGAGCAGCGAGACCUCCGACUCCCUCAGUGUCCACUCCCAGCCGUACACAAACGUCACCACGUCACCAGGAUUCAUCUCAGAAGAAAAGCUGAAAAAGUUCAAAUAUGAACCUUUGGAAGAUGAAACUGACUGCUGGGGAGGGAUGUUGUAUGAGCAAGACUUGUAUGGACGCAUGUGUCGAGGAAACUACGCACAACCCAAAGUAAACAAUCAUCAUUUGUCACUGACCACUAAGGAAGCUGCUGGAAAUAACAUCACAUUUAAGAACUCAGGACCUAAAAUGCUUCUUGAUAGUGAGAUAUCUGUUACAGACCUUUUGAACAUGUCAACUACUACUGCACCUAACCCAGAUGUCAAGGUACUAGAUAGUACUUCUGGUCCAGUAGAGGAGACAGUAGAGUCUAAUCCAACUGAAACCAUAUGCAUCAACAAUAACGUGUCUUUCUCACUAACCUUAGGAGACCUGAACAUGAAUGUGAAUAAUUUAGACUUUAGUUUUAUUGAUUCUGAUGGCUCCUCUCAAUCAGAGAUAGUUGAUACUCUCAAAGGCAUCAACAGUUUAGGUGAGAUUUACCCACAACCCACAGAAGAUUCACUGACAGCUGUUUACCACGAGGAGACCACACCUGAGGACAUGUUCACUUUAAAGGACACCUACAUACCUGAGACAAACUCUUCAUUUGAAAUAAACACUUCUUCCAAUAAACUGUGCAAAGUGUCUCCAAGUUGCCAAGACUGUCGCUGUGAGAUGACUAACGUGGCACUACGUGGUCACUCCAGGGUAAACAGCAGAGAGAUUGCUGCGUUGUCGUCACAAAUUCAAGCAUCUAAUUCAUCUGAUCUUGAAACUGAAUCCAGAGAAGAUAAAACGAGAGGUGACAAUGAUUUUAAAAAGACACAAAAGGACUUUGAUGACAAUGGGAAUCCACAAGCUGAGCUGGCCACGCUUAAGCAGACAGAGUCGUUUUCUGGAGUGGUUAGUGCACGUUUUAGACCAAAGGGAUUGUCCCGACAGAACAGCCGUGGCAGUCCAAGCAGCCAGAGCAAAAGUGGAGACAAAGAGUUUGAACAGUUGCUGUCUCUGGUUCAAAACAUUUCAGAUGUCGGUGAGGGACCAUUGUCUUAUCAGCCCACUAAAACAGCUCUUACUUCCUCACUGACAUUAGACAAACAGACAGUUAGCACCAAUACAACAUCACAAAUAUCUCCAAAAGACGACACCUUGUCUCUCUUCACGGAAAAUUGUGUAACAGGAAAACCCUCUGAGAUCAGUUUUGAAGACCUUCACGCAAAAGUAGCACCAAACUCGAGAACCCCUUCAAAGUCAAAGAUUGAGCAAUCUUUGCAAGAGCCUGAACCCUCUUCUCCCUCCAUCCCCUUUGCUCAGGCUGAGCUCCACCCUACCCCUGUCUGUUGCCCCUCCAUACAUCCCUCAAGCAUGGGGCCCAGUGCUGGAGCCAGCACUACUCUGGUUGUGGCCCCGUACACCUCCUCCUACUCUACCACCUCCACCACUGACCAGCCCCUGGUCGAUGCACGGCACUCACUUUUGCCUGAGGAGACACAGCCAGCUAGCAACCUGCCCCAUCAGGAGAGCAGACCUCAUCCAGUGAAGCCAUUAACCUCCAGCCAAUCAGAGAAGAAGGACGGUCGUUCGGUUCUGGAGAAGCUCAAGUCAACAAUCCACCCUGGACGCACCACCCACCAGGUCGUAGCUGAAGCCGACAGGAGUCAGGAAGUGACUGUAGACAACUCUGCUCAGUACAUGCACCUGACCAACAUGGAACUGAUCUCCCUGCUGCUGCAGCAGGAGAUGGACAUGCAAAAGCAGCAGGUGGCCUCCGAGCAGCAGGGGGCUCAACUGGUGAAAUGUGAGGCCGAGCUGAAAAAGGUAAAGUCACAAGUUCGAGACCUGGAGGACUACAUCGAUAAUCUUUUACUGCGGAUCAUGGAGCAGACACCCACGCUGCUUCAAGUGCGAACCAGACACAAGUGACCACAGCGCUAGAUUGUGUACGGUUUACUGCACAUGAUGUGUGAUCGUCUCGAACACAGUUUCCUCAAGAGUGGGUUCAAAACACAGGGUUAUUAUUGACGACUGGGAAUCACUGGUCUAGAGUCGGUUACAGUCAAACAAAUGCUCCACAAAUCAUCCAGGUCUUCUCACUGCUAAUACUGCCCUGUUGAUGUAGACACGAUAUUACCCAACAUGCAUGCUGGUUACUAUCUCAAUCUGGCACAGACAAAAAACAAAUUACUAUGCGAAAAGCUUCUAUAAAGCCGAUGCAAAUGAUUUUACCCAUGCUUAUUAGAAUGGUUUAAGGUAGUCAGCUGUUGUCAGUUUAAACUUUAAACUCACUGCUUUAACAUAUGCAUAAAAUAAAAUACAAGCUAGAGAAAAACAUUUUUGUGGAAGUGCAUUAAAUGUGCUCUUCAGGGAUUAAAAUAUGAAGUUAGCUCAAGUAACCUUAAAAAUGCAUCUGCUGAGGUGCAACAACAACAUUUUGACACAACAGAUUUUCAUCUCAAAUACUUUUAUGAAAUGGCAGGUGCACAAAGGUCACCUUGAGUUAAUUACAUAUUUUCAAGUAGAAUUUAAGAAAUACUACAAAAAAUAACAACACAUCAUAAAAAAACUGCUGCUCUGCAAUGCUAUUACCAUAAAAAGAUGUUUCUGCAUUAACACCGCUGUAUGAUAAGCAAAAAAACAAUAUUCAUGUUUGUGGCAGAAAGCCUAAAGAGGAUGAAGACUUAUUGUUUGCGUCUUGUUUCAUCGUUUUGUUUUCAGUUCCUUUAAUUCUUAUUUCUUGUUACACUAAAACAACGAGAAUGUUUUAAUAUAUUCUUAUCUUUUGUUGUCCAUUUUAAAAACUUUUGUUGAAAAAGAAGCAUUUUACUGUAGAAAUAACAAAGCAUCAGUGCAGUAAAUACAAAUAUUAUAAGUUAUUUCUAUUAAAUACUUUUGUCAUGAUAAUAUAUUCUCUAAUAUCACUCUAGCACCACUGUAGCUACUUGCAAUGCUUUACAUGACCACAGUACUGUACUGUAAUAAAAAAUAAAGUGCACAUG
Molecule: messenger RNA, 6179 nt
Organism: Toxotes jaculatrix (banded archerfish)
Lineage: Eukaryota; Metazoa; Chordata; Actinopteri; Toxotidae
Gene: rab11fip5b
Product: rab11 family-interacting protein 1
Exons: 6
Coding region: 739-5106 (1455 amino acids)
Biological process (GO): regulated exocytosis
Cellular component (GO): mitochondrion; secretory granule; recycling endosome
Molecular function (GO): small GTPase binding
Source: RefSeq, a predicted model, not a curated record